Molecule: messenger RNA, 957 nt
Organism: Penicillium digitatum Pd1
Lineage: Eukaryota; Fungi; Ascomycota; Eurotiomycetes; Eurotiales; Aspergillaceae
Product: putative short-chain dehydrogenase/reductase family protein
Source: RefSeq, a predicted model, not a curated record
AUGGGCUUCCUUUACUCACAAUUCUUCGUUACUCCCACAUACCCAACACAGUCUUUCGCUGAUCAGACGGUGCUCAUCACUGGCGCCAAUGUCGGCUUAGGGCUAGAAGCUGCACGUCACAUCACGCGACUAGGCGCCGCACGAGUGAUCCUGGGCGUUCGGAAUGUUUCUGCGGGCAACGAAGCAAAAGAGGACAUUGAGAAGUCUACAGGUCGUCUAGGUGUCUGUGAGGUGUGGGAGGUCGAUUUGGCUUCCAAUGCUUCCGUCCUUGCCUUUGGCGACCGCAUCGCCAAGCUCCCUAAGCUCGACGCAGCCAUCCUCAAUGCAGCGAUCGCCACAGGGGAGUUUAGUAUUGCCGAGGGUUAUGAAAGAACCGUCACUGUCAAUGUCAUCAACACUCUACUCCUCGGUCUUCUCCUCCUGCCGACGUUGAAAGCCACUCGAAAGAAGAACCCAUCGCACACGCCCCGACUUGCAUUUGUUGUGAGCGAGGUACACGGCUGGGUAGAGUUCACAGAAUGGAAGGAAGAUAAGCCAAUGAAGUUCGUCAGCGAUGUUACCAAAGCCAAAAUGGGCGAGCGAUAUCCAUUAUCGAAGUUGCUCGAGGUGCUGCUUGUGCAGGAACUGGCGGGUCGUGUUCGUGGAUCAGAGGUGAUCAUCAAUAUGCUCAACCCUGGUCUCUGCCACUCAAAGCUGGGGCGUGAGGGUGGCUGGAAGUUCACAGUGAUGAAAAUGGUAUUGGCGCGGUCCACCGAGGUUGGAUCCCGAACGCUGGUAGCGGGCGCUACUGCGGGACUUGAAAGCCAUGGUGCAUAUAUGCAUGAUGGACAUGUGGAGAACACUUCCCUUUCACCUUUUGUUCGAAGUGACGAGGGGCGCCAAGCCCGGGAGAAACUAUGGGCUGAGCUGUCGAUGAUCCUCGAGGGUGUUCAUCCCGGGAUUAUGCAGAAUGUAUGA